Molecule: messenger RNA, 2892 nt
Organism: Branchiostoma belcheri (Belcher's lancelet)
Lineage: Eukaryota; Metazoa; Chordata; Leptocardii; Amphioxiformes; Branchiostomatidae
Product: aryl hydrocarbon receptor nuclear translocator homolog
Exons: 10
Coding region: 337-2892 (851 amino acids)
Biological process (GO): regulation of DNA-templated transcription
Molecular function (GO): protein binding; RNA polymerase II transcription regulatory region sequence-specific DNA binding; DNA-binding transcription factor activity, RNA polymerase II-specific
Source: RefSeq, a predicted model, not a curated record
ACCCUCCUCAAUAGCCUCAAAGGUCACUCGUCGUUUGCAGGUCACUUACUGUCAGAGCACUCCAACUCAUUGGUCGAGACACGCCGCUACUUCUCCACAAUUACUCAACGUCUGCGGACGUAAGAACAUCAUCUUGUGGUCGGAGCGUCCUGAUGACAUCUCGGCCCAGGAAGGAAAAUUCACAAGACGUUUGAGGGAACAGUCCGGACACGUGCGUGCCGAGGUUACAUUUUGAGCCGUUGUUUUGUUGGCUCUCUGUUCAGAAAUCCACUCUAACAAUACGAAUGUGAGGUUGUUACGUGAUAUCACGGAGUUGGGCUAGAGAGAAGACUCAGGAUGGAAGGAGGCGACCACAGGAAAGGACAUGUGGCGUUCUGCAGCAGAUCAACACCGCAACAGAAAGCUAAGGUGGACCCCAGCUUCAAGUCGAAGCGUUAUCGAGACAAGCACCGUGAGCAGAUCAAGGCUAUGGAGGCGCUGUUACCGGUGGACAGGGCGACCCUGCAGAGGAAACUGGACUCACAGACAGUCUUCCGUCUUGUCAUAGCCUACUUCCGCACCAAGAUCUUCUUCAAAGCUGCUGGAUUCUCCCGCAACGACACACCCUUGACGAAGAUAGACAAAGAAAAAGAUGACACAUCAUCACGUGAAGCGGAGGAAACUAAGGAAACUGCACAAGAUGGCGCAGUCAACGGGGCUGGAGGUGAUACAGCUGACAUGUACGUGGGAGAGGAGCAGGCAAUACAGGCGCUUGACGGCUUCCUAUUGGUGGUGACGUCAGACGGGACGAUCCUGUACGUGUCGUCCAACAUCUCCGCUACCAUCGGCUUCAGUCAGGUGGACCUUCUGCACCGCUGCAUCUACGGGAUCGUCCAUCCUGAUGAUCACCACGACCUCAAGUCAGUGCUAGAGCAGAGGUUUGACACUUGCAGUACCACCAACAAAAAGCAAGAGGGCGUGCUUGAUAACGGAUUGAACGCCCCAACAUCUUCUUCAGAACAGACGUCGAUGAAAGAGGGGUCAAUGCCCUCAUCCAAUUUACAGAGUGAUGGUCAAGGCCAUUCUACGAGAGACGAGGCGGUUCUCGCAGACGACAGCAAAGAAGUGUCCUUUCUCUGCAGGCUGAAGUGCUUCAAUGGGACCAGUACUGGAUAUGUCAAGGUACACUGCACGGGAAGGAUGCGGUCGUUCCCGGAGAAGGUGAAGCCGACCAGCCGGACGUCAGCGCAGAUCGCCUUCGUGGUGUGCCGCCCGUACGUUCUCCUCACCACCGACCCCUGCGGCGACUCACGACAGAACGCCUUCUGGUCCAAACAUGACGUCGACUUCAAAAUCAAAGCCUUACACGACAGAGUGACAGAGAUCCUGGAGUAUGAACCGGGAGAGUUGGAGGGGACGUCAUUCUACAGCCUCGUCCAUCCUGACGACCUGGCGACUUGCUACGAGUGUCAUAAGUCACUUCUUGAAAACAGCGAUGUCCAGUCCAUGUAUUUCCGGGCCCUGAAGAAAGAUCAUGCAGCUGUCUGGCUUCAUUCCCGAGGAAAAGUCGUCCUGAAAAACUCCCGGAAAUCCAUCGUGUUUUCCCACUGCCCCGUCAGGGAGGAAGACUCCUUGUUUCUUCACCAGGAAGCCUUACUACGCAGGCGCUACGGAACAGAGGAUCUACUGCGCGCGAUGCAUGCUGGGACAGCCCUUCAGUACCCGUAUGAAGCUAUCCCUGCAGACGACAUGGAAUACUCCCCCUGUGGCCAUUCUGGCGGGAAAUCCCUCAGACGGCGCCGCUGCACGCCGGGCGACGUGUACGGCGGGCUGAAGGACGAGUUCUCCGUAUCUCCGCACAGUCCGCACGGCGCAUGCCCGUCGAGCAUGCACUCCGGCUCUGACAGGGACUCCGCGUCCCCUGCGUCGAACCCGUCCUCCCGCAAGCGGCCCCGUAAGGACAGCCGACGCUGCGACGACGUCUCCGGUACAGACUCGAACCAACACUUCGCAAACAGCUAUCCCCACGCCUUCCCUUUCUAUUACCCCAUGACGGACGGCUACAUUCACAGAGUUGGGAAUCCCGAACAAACCGAGAAGAACGCAUACCCGAGAGUUGGGAAUGGAUGGGAACCCGCCAAUCAUCGUUUGGUUGGGAAUCCGUACUGCGACUUUGGGUCAGCAGAAUUUCACAAUCCGUUACCCUCUCCCCCGCCUUCGCCGAGACCGGUGUGGAACGGGACCCACCAAGGCGGCCCUUCUGUGUCAAACUCUGCUCAAAACUAUUACUCCGCACACACGGCCAGUUACCCUGCAUACGGCAAUGGUAUGUGUCAUUCCCCCGCCUCAAGUGUGUACACGGGACAGCCGUUUGGUUCGUGUCAGGCCUACCCAGCUCAGGACGACAGGUGGCGGCGCAAUGGGUGCUGGACACCCCAGGCCGCCAUGCCAUCCACACCUCCUAACGCUAUUAACAAGCACACGGAAAUGCCCAGCUCGUCAACUGUACACUACCUGUCUAGAAACAACCAGGAGCCUUACGGCAACGCUGUUCCACUGAACAGUCAAGUUUACCAGAUGGAUCAUGAACGUACGGGCGCCACGGCGUGGUACGACAGCAUCAGCCAAGUCUCCCCUCAAAUGGACGAAACGUCCAACAUGCCAGAGCUACAGACCACGACGUCAUCCUGCAUGUUCGAAGGGACAGCCUAUGCUCCAAGAGAACACGUGGCGACGGUCUCCUACCCGAAAUGGACAGCAGAGGCAACAUGUCGGCAAGGUGACAUUCCGUCUGAUGGCAACAUGGCCGUCACAACAAAGCACGCGCAGUACGACUCACAAUAUUUUGGCCUGAGAGAAAUGGACAUGCGUGUACCCACAGCCGGGGGCUUUCUUGGCUAUCUGUACAGCUGA